GGGUCUAGAGCUAGAGGGCCCCGCCGGAUUGGAGGUGGGGGGGCGGGGGCUCCUGGGGCCCCUCUGCCAAACAGGAAUAUAGAGACCGCCUGUGAGCCAGGACAUAGGGGGUUUGGCCCGAGUGAGAGAGUGACUGGGGACCACUGUCCCCAGCCCUAUAGGCAAAGAACAGGAGGUCCCUGCUGUGGGUUGUUCAGGGAAGUCAGCCCCGGCUCCAGCUGACCCUGUUUGUUUUCUUGCUUUCUGGCCCUGCCCACUUCCGCUGGAGCUCUGCCCCACCUACCCCAGAGGCAAGAGGAGGGGACAGAUGGGGGUCAAAGGAUAGGUUGUGGGGGUGGUGGGUGAGGGAUCUAUGAAGCAUCUUGCAAACAGAUACUGCCUUCGCAGAUGCUUGGGGCAGAGACCGGGCCUCUCCCCAGGAACCACCCCAAGGGAGUUCUCUUCCAGACAACAGAUUCCUGAAAAGAUGGCAUCGGGCCGGGCACGCUGCACCCGAAAGCUGCGGAACUGGGUGGUGGAGCAAGUGGAGAGCGGGCAGUUCCCGGGGGUGUGCUGGGACGAUGCAGCUAAGACCAUGUUCCGGAUUCCUUGGAAGCAUGCAGGCAAGCAGGACUUCCGGGAGGACCAGGAUGCCGCUUUCUUCAAGGCAUGGGCGAUAUUUAAGGGGAAGUACAAGGAGGGAGACACAGAAGGCCCUGCUAUCUGGAAGACUCGUCUGCGCUGUGCUCUCAACAAGAGCCCCGAAUUUGAGGAGGUUCCUGAAAAUGGCCAUAGGGAUGGAGCUGAGCCCUACAAGGUGUAUCGGCUGCUGCCAUCGGGGACCCUCCCUGCCCAGCCAGGGACCCAGAAAUCACCAUCAAAGCGACAUUACAGUUCUGUGUCCUCUGAGAGGGAAGAGGAUGCGGGUACCACAAAGAACUGCAUACUCAGUCCCUCUUUGAUUGAGGACCCCCUCAAAAACGAGGAGGUGGGGGCCAGUGGGGAAGCAGGCCAUUCAGAAUUUGGGAGCAGCAGCAGCAGCAACAGCCCUGAGCCUCAGGAAGGUACAGACACAACAGAAGCCCCUUUCCAAGGAGAUCAGGUGUCAUUGGAGAGUCUGCCUCCUCCAGACUCAGACUACUCGCUGCUGCUUACCUUCAUCUACGGUGGGCGCGUGGUGGGCGAAGCCCAGGUGCAGAGCCUGGACUGCCGCCUUGUGGCUGAGCCCUCAGGCUCCCAGUAUGGGAUGGAGCAGGUGGUGUUUCCCAAGCCUGACCCACGAGAGCCCACCCAGCGCCUGCUGAGCCAGAUCGAGAGAGGUGUCCUAGUGGCCAGCAACUCCAGAGGCCUCUUUGUGCAGCGUCUCUGCCCCAUCCCCAUCUCCUGGAACGCGCCCCAGGCGCCACCCGGUCCAGGCCCGCAUCUGCUGCCCAGCAAUGAGUGCGUGGAGCUCUUCAGAACCACCUACUUCUGCAGAGACCUGGCCAGGUACUUCCAGGGCCUGGGCCCCCCACCCAAGUUCCAGGUGACUCUGAACUUCUGGGAGGAGAGCCCUGGCCCCAGCCACACCCCGAAGAGUCUUAUCACAGUGCAGAUGGAGCAGGCCUUUGCCCGACGUUUACUGGAGGAGACUCCUGAGGAGCAGGCAGCCGCUCUCUCCCUGCUGCAGAGCCUGGGAGACCCGCCUUCCUCCUCUUCGCUCUGUUCCUCCUAUCUCCUUUGAAAGAAACUCAUUCUCCACACUGUUGACCUGGCUCCCUUGGUGAUCAUUCUUGGUGGUUGUCUGUGAUGGUUGUGUCCUUGAACUGCUCGUGUACCUGGCUGGUGGAGAACUGAAGGAUGAUUUUUAUCCUUUUUUUAAGUUUGAGAUAUACCCUCUUUCAUUUCUGAGAAACUGAAUUGGGAAAAGUCCAAAUGGUGUGAACUCAGAGGACCUUUCCUGCUUCCCCCAACCCUAAAGCCAAGCACUUUAUAUUUUCUUCUUAGAUGUUCACUGGGGAUUUAAAAUAAAACUUUAUUGAAAGAGGA
Felis catus (domestic cat) is the source of this 2007-nucleotide messenger RNA. RefSeq names its product interferon regulatory factor 9 (gene IRF9). Bases 353 to 1702 code for a protein of 449 amino acids. Gene Ontology annotation, molecular function: protein binding; RNA polymerase II cis-regulatory region sequence-specific DNA binding; DNA-binding transcription factor activity, RNA polymerase II-specific. The transcript has 9 exons. Gene Ontology annotation, biological process: regulation of transcription by RNA polymerase II; immune system process. Gene Ontology annotation, cellular component: nucleus. Lineage: Eukaryota; Metazoa; Chordata; Mammalia; Carnivora; Felidae. The record is from RefSeq and is a predicted model, not a curated record.